Hevea brasiliensis (rubber tree) is the source of this 852-nucleotide messenger RNA. RefSeq lists its product as uncharacterized. Gene Ontology annotation, biological process: shoot system development; root development. The transcript has a single exon. The record is from RefSeq and is a predicted model, not a curated record. Bases 1 to 852 code for a protein of 283 amino acids. NCBI's taxonomy places the organism in Eukaryota, Viridiplantae, Streptophyta, Magnoliopsida, Malpighiales, Euphorbiaceae.
AUGGCUGCUUGUCAUCUCCGUUCCAUCAGUUUACCUUCCAGAUCUCAUCCUCUAGUUGUCGCUACUGAGGAGCAAUUUUACAAAUUGAAGGCAUCACAGUCCUCAUCCAUGAGCUACAAAUUGAAUGGCCUAAAGAAUUUGUUUGAGUGCAUUGAUGGUUUGCUUCAACUGCCACAGGCCCAACAGACUCUCUUCCAUGAAAGGCAAAGCCAGUGUGUAGAAAAUGCAUUGAAUGGAUCUUUGGAGCUAUUGGAUUUGUGUGAUUCCACAAGAGAUUUUUUAUCACAGAUGAAGGAAUGUGCGCAGGAACUUGAAUUAUCUCUCCGUAGAAGGAAAGGCAAAGACUCUGGCAUGACAACUGAAGUUGAUGCUUACAUGGUAUCCAGAAAGAAGUUGAGCAAAGUUGUUUGCAAAUGUCUAAGAAAUUUGAAGAGAAAGGAGAGGAAUUGCACAGCAGCAGCCUUGGACAAAAACUCCAACUUGAUAAACAUGAUUGGCAUGCUAAAAAGAGUUCAAGAAAUUAGUCUUGAGGUGUUCAAGUCAAUCUUAUCUUUCAUUUCUCAGCCAAAGGCAAAAUCAAAGCCCUCUGGCUGGUCUAUCAUCUCAAAAGCAUUGCAAUCCAAGCGCAUAUCAUGUGAAGUGGAAAUUGAAGUAAAUGAAGUAGAGAAGAUUGAUGCUGAAUUGCUUAUCUUGAAAUCAAGCAAAGACAUCAGUAUUUCACAACUUCAAAACCUUCUUAAAGGAUUAAAGGCUUUGGAUUCAAGCAUUCAAGAAGCUGAGGAGGAGCUAGAAUGCAUCUAUAGGCAAUUGGUGAAAACUAGAGUUUCCCUUUUAAACAUUCAGAAUCAUUAG